UAACUACCUACCUAAGGUAGGUUACCUGCUGUGCUGUUUCUGUGCUGUUUCUGUGCUGUUCUGCUGUUCGCGGUGAAGAUAUUUCUUCCCUUGUGGCAGUUUGACUGACUAAAACUGCCCUUUUCUGCCCCCUUCACCGCCUACCUACAGCUACCUUAGCCCACUCUCACCUCACACAUAACCCCCCUCACUCAACCUCUUUUCCUCUCCAACCGACCGAAUCUUUUGUGUCCCACCUACACCAAUCUUACCUGCAACUUUCGAUCUGAGCAAAUUUGUCUUCUGAUACCUUCUUCUCGUUUAUUUCGUAUUAGAUUUUCUUACUUCGUGCACAAUGUCUUGGCAAGCCUACGUUGAUACCAGCCUGCUUCAGAGCGGUAACGUCGACAAGGCCGCUAUCUACAAGGUCGAUGGCUCGCAAGUUUGGGCUGCCUCUGCUGGCUUCUCGGUUGCGCCCGCGGAAAUGACCGAGGUUGUCAACGCCUACAAAGACAGCUCCCAGGUCUUCGCCAACGGUCUCCAUGUUGCGGGUGAGCGGUACGUUGUCAUCAAGGCCGAUGACCGAAGCCUGUACGGCAAAAAGGGCAAGGAGGGUCUUGUCAUUGUCAAGACGAAACAGACUCUGCUCUUCACCCACUACCCCGAGGGCGUCAACCCUGGCUCGGCCGCCAACACUGUCGAGGUGUUGGCUGACUAUCUGAUUGGCGUUGGAUACUAGAAACGGAAACCAAACACACAAACCAUGUCCGCGUGACGAGUGAAUGGAACGACUCGACGAUUUGCGCCCUUUAAUCAUUUCUUGACAUCUUCGUUAUAUUUUUUCUUCUUUUUUUUUUCUUCUCAUCUCCGUCGUGCACUCCGCCACGCGCCGCACCGCAUGGUUGCUGUAAUUUAAGACACGACUCGUGCGUAUGCGGGAGCACAUCUCGUCUGCAGAAGUUAGGAUUUAAAUAGAGAAGGGCUACUCAGCCUUCAUGAGAGCAGGGCUGCAAUACUUUUUGGGGGAGUCGGAAUUUUCCUUCGUAUCCAACUUUUUGUGUACAUGUGACUUGGAGAUUUUCAACGCCAGAAGCAGUCGAAUGCUACUGAAAAAUAGUCUACAGGUUC
Molecule: messenger RNA, 1107 nt
Organism: Xylona heveae TC161
Lineage: Eukaryota; Fungi; Ascomycota; Xylonomycetes; Xylonales; Xylonaceae
Product: profilin
Exons: 5
Coding region: 335-718 (127 amino acids)
Cellular component (GO): cell cortex
Molecular function (GO): actin monomer binding
Source: RefSeq, a predicted model, not a curated record